AUGGGAACAGUAGAAGAAAGGCUCUCGGCGGUGGAGAAUUAUUUACGUCAGGAGUUGAGAGAUUUUCGUGAGAUGAUGAUGCAAGAAUUUCGUGAUACCAUGAUGAGCGAGUUUACGAAACUGUGGGAGCGACGACAGUCGGUGGAACGACCUACAUUUUCGGAGGAGUCUGUGACAGAGUAUAAGAUGGCGGUGAAGAAGGUGGAGUUACCAUCGUUUGAUGGUGACGAUCCUGUGGGUUGGGUCACACGUGCUGAGACGUACUUCAAAGUUCAGGGUACAUCGGAGGAGGUGAAGGUCCGAUUGGCAAAACUAAGCAUGGAAGGAGCAACAAUCCACUGGUUCAAUUUGUUGAGGGAGACAGAGGACGAUUUGACAUGGUUGAAGCUAAAACAGGCUUUAAUUGAGAGAUACGGGGGAAGACAAAGCGAUAACCCUUUUGAGGAAAUGAAGGAUUUACAACAGACUGGAACGGUUGACGAAUACAUCACCACCUUUGAAUAUGUAUCGUCGCAGGUAGGGAGGUUACCGGAGGAGCAGUACUUGGGGUAUUUCAUGGGAGGACUCAAAACGGAUAUUCGUCUGAGGGUUCGAACAAUGAAUCCACGUUCACGGGUUCAGGCGAUGAAGAUCGCUCGUGAUAUAGAGACGGAGAUGCGUGGGUCGUUGUUGCCAAGAGUAAGUGCUGGUGGGCCCCGUAAUUGGAAGGGAAGUGGGUCAGGAGGAUAUGGGCUUAGUUGGAAAACAGGUUCUGGGUCUCAACAUAACCCAGGUUCGACCCGAGUGGGAAAUGGGUAUACUAAUUAUUCUGCUGGAUCGGUGCAAAGUAAAACGGGUUCUUCACCAUCUAACCCAAAUGGGAAUACGCAUGCAAACACCAGUACAACCAGAUCUAGAGGUGACGAAGGAAGGAGAUAUGGAGGAGAACGCAACCGUGGCCUCAAGCACUUGCCGUAUUCUGAGCUGAUGGAGCGAAGACCACAAGGGUUGUGUUUCCGAUGUGGAGAAAAGUAUCAUCCUCUUCAUCAGUGUGCUGAGAAACAACUCAGGUUGGUGAUUUUAGGAGAUGAUGAAACUAUUAAUGAGGAAGGUGAGGUGAUAGCCAUCGAAGUUAAGGAAGAUGAGGAAGAGGUGCUAGAUUGCAACUCUAUGGGGUUAUUUGGUAUUACUGAAACAAACAUUAAGUCGAACAAUACCCCUCCUACCACUUUGCGCCUCCAAGGAAGCUUAAAGGGGGUCUCAAUUAUGAUUUUAAUUGACAGCGGUGCCAGUCACAAUUUUGUCUCACCUCAUGUGGCCACUGCUUUAGGGCUAAAUGUUGAGCAAGGAAGAUCAAUGGGAGUGAAGUUGGGUGAUGGUCACAGAGUAUCGACAAGAGGAAGAUGUAGAAAAUUGGAGGUGUGUUUGAAUGACUUUACCACCAGUGUUGAUGCUUAUGUCCUCGAAUUGGGUGACCUAGAUAUGAUAUUGGGGGUGGCUUGGUUGCAACGGUUUGGAAAAGUAACUUUUGACUGGGAGAAGAUGACCAUUAGUUUUCUAUGGGAAGGAAAAAGGGUGGAAUUACAUGGUCAAUUCUUCACCACCAAAGAGGUGUCAACCAACAACAUAUCUCAUGCACCGAUGGACUCCUUGCACAGUUUGUUAGAAGAAGAACUAGUACCAACAAAUGAAGUACAGGAACUGACCGAGGUGCAAAAGCAGGAGCUUAAUGAAUUGUUGAGCAAAUUCAAGGGAGUUUUCGAAGAAAAUACAGGGCUGCCACCUAAACGAGAAAUUAAUCAUACCAUUGAGUUACAAAAGGAUGCUGGACCAGUAAGCGUAAGACCAGACCGUAUCGUUACCCUCAUCACCACAAAGAGGAGAUCGAAAAACAAAUUCGGAGUAUGUUGA
Messenger RNA from Lathyrus oleraceus (garden pea), 1890 nucleotides. RefSeq lists its product as uncharacterized. The transcript has a single exon. Lineage: Eukaryota; Viridiplantae; Streptophyta; Magnoliopsida; Fabales; Fabaceae. The record is from RefSeq and is a predicted model, not a curated record. The coding region runs from base 1 to 1890 and encodes 629 amino acids.